AUGGCUGCUGAAGCUAUUAUUAUCCCUCAAGUGCUGGUUACAGGAGCCUCUGGUUUUAUAGCUACUCAUAUUAUCCAACAGUUACUUACUGGAGGACAAGUUAAAGUAAGAGGUACUGUCCGUAGUUUCAAAAAUGAAUCUAAAGUCAAACCUCUUCAAGAUCUAGUACCUGAUGCUACUUAUCCUCUUGAGCUAGUGGAAGGAGACCUCUUAAAUGAGGAAUCAUGGAAAGAAGCUGUAAAGGGAUGUACCCACGUCUACCAUGUUGCCUCCCCUUUACCUUCAAGUGCUCCACAAGAUGAAAAUCAACUCGUCCGUCCUGCAGUAGAAGGUACUUUGAACGUUUUAAAAGCUUGCGCUGAAGCUGGGACAGUUAAACGUGUUGUCCUCACUAGUUCAAUGGCAGCCAUUUCUGGGGGUCUUCAUGGAGUAGAAGGUCAUGUUUAUACUGAGAAUGACUGGAUGCCAGAGGAUGGCCUACCAGCCUACGAAAAGAGCAAGAUCCUUGCAGAAAAAGCAGCAUGGGACUUUUUAGAGAAACUAGAAGAUGAUAAAAAAUUUGAAUUAAUUACUGUUCAACCAGGUGUUGUUAUUGGACCACCUCUGACAGUAGCAACUACAGAAUCAACUUCACUAUCAUCUGUUAAGAAAGUUAUAUCAAAUGAGAUUCCAGUUCUUCUUAAUAUUAACUUACCAUUAGUAGAUGUUCGAGAUGUUGCUAAAGCUCAAAUUGUUGCCAUGGAAAAAAUCAGGGACAGCAGGAAAACGUUUCAUUAUUACAGCUGA
Gigantopelta aegis is the source of this 786-nucleotide messenger RNA. RefSeq names its product putative anthocyanidin reductase. The coding region runs from base 1 to 786 and encodes 261 amino acids. The transcript has a single exon. Gene Ontology annotation, molecular function: oxidoreductase activity, acting on the CH-OH group of donors, NAD or NADP as acceptor. The record is from RefSeq and is a predicted model, not a curated record. NCBI's taxonomy places the organism in Eukaryota, Metazoa, Mollusca, Gastropoda, Neomphalida, Peltospiridae.